Molecule: messenger RNA, 2168 nt
Organism: Adelges cooleyi (spruce gall adelgid)
Lineage: Eukaryota; Metazoa; Arthropoda; Insecta; Hemiptera; Adelgidae
Gene: RpA-70
Product: replication protein A 70 kDa DNA-binding subunit
Exons: 2
Coding region: 239-2086 (615 amino acids)
Biological process (GO): DNA repair; DNA replication; DNA recombination
Cellular component (GO): nucleus
Molecular function (GO): DNA binding
Source: RefSeq, a predicted model, not a curated record
CUUUGGGUUAUUCGACAAAAAAAUUUGGGAGAUUCAAGAUUGUUUAGUGUUGUCGUUUACAGUUUACUGCAUAUUAUAAAGGAUUUACUGUUUGUUAAAUGUGAAUCAUGAAACCAACAUUCAUUGUUGUUUAAUAAACGUUUUUCAAUGUGAUUUGUUUGUCAUUUUUAUAUUAUACUAAGUAAUUUUAAUAUCACAUUAUUUCUAUUUUGUAAUUGUCAAACAACAUCAGUCAACUAUGGGAAUGAAUUACGAAAGAAUGUUGACUAGGGGCGCUCUAAAGAAAAUUAUGAAUGGUGAAGAAAUCAAAGACCCAGUCAUGCAAAUUUUGGGCACUAGGAAGAUUGCAGGGUCAGGUGCUAAUGAUAGAUACCGUUUACUUAUUUCUGAUGGACAAAAUCUUAAUUCAUUUGCUAUGUUGGCCUCUCAGCUGAACGAAAUGGUACCAUCUGGGGAACUUACAGAAUUUGCUAUUAUUCAGAUUAAACGUCACAUAAUCAGUAAUGUUACCGAUCGUGGCAAAGGUAGUAAACAAGUUAUGAUACUUUUAGACGUAGCAGUUAUGGUUCGAGGUGACGUUGUUGGUGUGAAAAUUGGUGAUCCUAAACCAAUUUCUGAAAGUUCUGGACAAGACUCAGUACCAAAUGGUAGUUCAGCUGUGUCUGAUGCUUCAGUAGCCAAUAAAAAAGUUUCGCCUAUUAAACCCCCUCAAGCAGUACAUUCUAGCGGAAUGAAUAAUGGACUCCAAAAAGAUAUCGAUACGAGCAAUAUUCAUCCUAUAAAUUCCUUAAGUCCUUACCAAAAUAAGUGGACCAUUAGGGCAAGAGUUAUGAGUAAAUCCGCUAUUCGUACUUGGACCAAUCAAAGAGGCGAUGGAAAGCUUUUCAGUAUGGACUUGGUUGAUGAACAAGGGGAAAUACGUGCUACUGCUUUUAAUAAUGAAUGUGAUAAAUUCUAUGAUAUGGUUGAAGUAAACAAAGUGUACUUUAUAACGAGGGGUGUUGUUAAAACAGCUAAUAAAAAAUAUACCAACUUAAAUAAUGAUUAUGAACUGACAUUAUCAGGAGAAACCCAAAUUUAUCCUUGUCAUGAUUUUGAUGAUUCUCAAAUGCCUGCUAUGAAAUUCAAUUUUGUUCCAUUAAAUUUAGUUAAAGAUUAUGAUGUUGAUAGUAUGGUAGAUAUUGUAGGAGUCUGCCAACAUUCUACCGAUAUGGUUAAUUUAGUAUCUAAAACUACAAAAAAGGAAUUGAAAAAAAGAGAUAUAACUUUGGUUGAUCAGUCUUUGAGCUCUGUGACUGUUACACUUUGGGACAAUCUGGCUGAAGAUUUUGAUGGUUCACUACAGCCCGUUAUUGCAAUAAAAGGAAGCAAGAUUCGCGAGUUCAUGGGAAGUAAGUCGCUAUCUCUUAUGGGAUCAACAAUCAUGCAGGUUAACCCAGAUAUUGAAGAUGCCCAUCGCUUAAGAGGUUGGUUUGAUGCACUUCCGUCAACAGUAGAAUUUAAUAGCAUUUCUGCUCGUUCAGAAAGUGGAUCUAAUUCUCAAUUCCAUACUAUUAAAAGUUCUCAAUUGGCUCAACUUGGUGGUGGGGACAAAGCUGAUUAUUUCAGUAUGUAUGCUUAUUUGGUCUUUGUUAAAAGUGAUUCGGCUCUUUACAAAGCUUGCCCAAAACCAGAUUGUCAGAAAAAAGUUAUAGAUAAAAAUGAUGGAACAUACAGAUGUGAAAAAUGUAAUGAUGAAUCUGAAAACUUCAAAUAUAGACUUCUUCUUUCUGCACAGCUUUGUGAUACAACUGGGAGUCAAUGGGUCACUAUGUUCCAAGAAGCAGGUGAAGGUCUUCUAGGUGUUACUACUUCAGAAAUAGGAAAACUAUAUGAAGAUAGUAAGGAAGAUUACAGUGAUAUUUUCCAAAAACAGAUGUUCAAAAUGUUUGAAACUAGGGUUCGAGCAAAAAUGGAAACAUACAACAAUGAAACUCGACUGAAAGUAUCAGUGAUGAAUAUGAAACCUGUAGAUUAUAAAGUGGCUUCAUCAAAAUUAAUUGCAGAUAUCAAGAGAUUGAGUGGAAUUGGUUCUUCUGUUAUGUAAUCAGUUUAUUGUAUUUUUUUUACACUGUAUUUUUUAUUUUAAAUUAAAAUUAUAAAAAGAAUAAAACUCACAUUUAUUUAUA